This is a messenger RNA of Stylophora pistillata, 1760 nucleotides long. RefSeq names its product zinc metalloproteinase nas-4. Lineage: Eukaryota; Metazoa; Cnidaria; Anthozoa; Scleractinia; Pocilloporidae. Gene Ontology annotation, molecular function: metalloendopeptidase activity; protein binding; zinc ion binding. The record is from RefSeq and is a predicted model, not a curated record. Gene Ontology annotation, biological process: proteolysis.
AUUUGGGUCGUGGUAGAAACCGUGGACUAAGAAGUGAACAUAGCUGAGGGCCAUAUUCGAGAAGUCUCUAGCGGCUGUUGGGUUUUUAGAGGUGAUCGUAAAUUUUACUACUAAAGGAUGAUGUUCAAAACGAAGCGGGGUUUCACAUUGCUCUUUGUGUUUCUCGGGGUGAUGAACGAAGCAUGUUAUUCAGUUUCAGAACGGGAAAACCAUUCCAACGGAAAUAUUCCUCAGGAGAAACGAGAAGCCGUACUUUAUCGUGGACAACUGUGGUCAGCCACUUAUGAUAACAACCGGGAGGUCACGAAUGUCUUUAUUCCUUACACAGUUAAAUUAAGAGGCUGGUUCUCAGGACUUGAUCAUGACGAUGAGGAAACUAUCAAAGAAGCAGCGAGUGUUAUCGCUAAGCACACUUGUAUCAGAUUCGUGGAGCGCAAAGAUGAAAAGGACUUCAUCGAAUUCUACGAAGACAGCGACAAUGUCUGUGAGUCGUACAUGGGCAAAAAAGGCGGGAAACAGCUGUUGUCGCUCGGAAGCGGCUGCAAGAACAGAGGUCACGUGACUCAUGAGCUAAUGCACGCCUUGGGAUUUUUCCACGAGCAUACCAGACCGGAUCGUAACAAGUUUGUCAAGAUAUUGUGGGAUAACAUCAAGAGAGACCACUUCAACCAGUUUGAAAUCCGCAGGCGAGGAGUCACAACUCUGGGCCAACCAUACGACUUUCAAUCCAUUAUGCAUUACUCCAACAAGGAGUUCAGUAAAAACGACAAGGACACCAUCCAGGCCCUAUCAGAUCCAAACAUGCCACUUGGUAACAUCAACUCCUUAUCUGCCGUGGAUGUCCUGCAAAUUAACCUGCUCUAUAACUGUCCCGAGGCACUCAGACAAGUUGACAACUACGAAAUAACCGUGUGCACAGGAGAGAAAUAUUUUGCGGGAACAGAUGGACAAGUGUUUGUAGAGCUGUUUGGGCGGAACUCUGUUGGCCAACUGCAAAAUUCAGGCGAGGUAGAAUUAGCGGGAAAAAAGAGCGCCUUUGAGAUGAGAAGUGUCGAUAGAUUUAACGUUAUUUCACCAAACCUCGGAAAACUGGUCAGACUGGCGGUCAGACUCAAAGAUGGAGGAUACGGAGGAGCAUGGUAUCUAGACAAGGUGAUUAUUUGGAAUCCGAGAGAUUCAAGUUCAAAACAGAAAGAGGCGAGUGGAUGUUUCUUUUCCAUGUUCCUGCUGGUUUAGAGGAAGUUCUGACACCAAGACAUUGGAACCUUCUUACUAGUUGAUAAACUUCAAUUUGUUUUGUCAUAACUUAUGUCGUGCAACUAUGGUUUGAACCCAAAAGUAACAGAUGACCGUGUGGUGUCGUCUGAUCGUCUGGGUGAUCUAAGUCCUAGGCGGAAGUCGUCAACAGAGUCAUGUCACUCUGAUUAUCGUUUCCGCUCAGGUUGUCAAAAGGUCAGUCGUUGUUACCGACAACUUCCUUUCCAGGACUUCUCUUACCCGAACGAUCAGACCACAUGACCAACUGUCAUUUACUUACUACAAGUGGACUAAUUGUUUUAUCAGUAAAAUUAGUUAAUUUUCAUAUUCACCACAGUUGACAUAGUAUUAUAGUUAUGGCCACGAGAAAAGGAGCUCUAUUUCCAACUUUAAAGGCGCUUUCCUUACUUCAGUGACAGCUGACUAAUAUUGCCAGUUGAAUGUAGAUUCGGCUCUCUUUUGAAGCUGUGUCCACUAUGACAUGUAUAACGUACUUUGUUUUA